GUGAAGAGAGAUGAGAAGAACAACAUCGUGUCAGCCAGGUACAACUUUUUGGUGGAAACAGAUGGUCGCUAUUAUAUCAAGACUGGGAAGGACAUCGGAGAAGCCGCCACCAAUGCCUACGUUGCGGAGGGAAAUGAUAAAAAGGUCAAGAUGGGAACCUACUACGGCGAGGAAAAAUACGGCAUCAAAUAUACCAAGCAAUACUUCAACACACUGCGAAAAUUGGAGAAGAAAGAUGGGACCCCAUACCUGUACUUCUUAGGUGCAGCACGACGGUCUGAUUCGACCAAGUCGAAGAGAAUAAUGCCGGCGGAGUACUGCGUGAUCGGUAUUCGCGACCCGGAUCUCAAGACGGGCUGGUACGAUGUAUUUAAAAGAUCCACGUUUGUCAACUUGUACGGCAACGACGCGGUUCGUCGAAUUGAUAACUACUGGAAGGAUCUCGGUGAGAAACCCUCAUUCCGAAUGCCUUUGGAGGGUGAAGGGAAGCCAGCGGCGGCACCUGCUGCGGCAAACCCUGAUAUUCGUACGACAAGAUCCAGCAAUCCUUCUAAUGAGGCCACACAAUCUCUUCGCAACGAUUUGGAUAAGCUUCGUGACGAAGUAAGCUCGAUCAAGGCGGCUACUGAUAGGGUAUUAUCGUUCGAAGAAAAGAUGGCCGAGCUGAUGACCAAGAUGGGGGAGCUGACCACUUCCAUCAACGAAAUGAAGCAGAAAUAGGUGAAUAUCUUGCAGGAUGCCUUGUCGUUCGAGGCUGUUUUAGGCUGAUUGUGGCUUUUUGAAUUUCAAGUUUAUUCUUCUGUUGAGUGUACCGUAGCUUGUAU
This is a messenger RNA of Talaromyces proteolyticus, 824 nucleotides long. RefSeq lists its product as uncharacterized. The record is from RefSeq and is a predicted model, not a curated record. The coding region runs from base 151 to 720 and encodes 189 amino acids. Lineage: Eukaryota; Fungi; Ascomycota; Eurotiomycetes; Eurotiales; Trichocomaceae. The transcript has a single exon.